Messenger RNA from Pelmatolapia mariae (spotted tilapia), 1326 nucleotides. It is a transcript of the gene nr1i2, whose product is annotated as nuclear receptor subfamily 1, group I, member 2. The record is from RefSeq and is a predicted model, not a curated record. Lineage: Eukaryota; Metazoa; Chordata; Actinopteri; Cichliformes; Cichlidae. Gene Ontology annotation, molecular function: RNA polymerase II cis-regulatory region sequence-specific DNA binding; zinc ion binding; nuclear receptor activity. The coding region runs from base 1 to 1326 and encodes 441 amino acids. The transcript is spliced from 8 exons. Gene Ontology annotation, biological process: cell differentiation; negative regulation of transcription by RNA polymerase II; positive regulation of transcription by RNA polymerase II.
AUGAGCGAGAAGGCCGCUGGUGUGCAGAUCAUCAGUGAAGUGCUCGCAAGGCAGAAUAAAGGGGAUGAGGAGGAGAAGCUGACAGAUGAUGAGGAGCCCAGAGUGUGUGGUGUCUGUGGAGAUCUGGCAAAUGGUUACCACUUCAAUGCCUUGACCUGCGAAGGCUGCAAGGGCUUCUUCAGACGUAACAUAAAGAGGUCAAACCAGCUCCGCUGUCCAUUCCUGAAUAAAUGUGUUAUAACGAAAAACAGCCGCCGGUCUUGUCAAGCCUGCCGCAUGCGCAAAUGUCAGGCCAUUGGCAUGCGCAAAGACAUGGUCAUGUCUGAUGAAAAGGUGCUGGAGAGGAGGGUCCAAAUCAAGAAGAAUAAGAUGCUUAACUCCCCAGUGGAGCUUUCAUCCCAACAAGAAAAACUUAUUCAGGAACUCCUCCUUGGUCACCGCAGCACAUUCGACUCAGCAUUUUCCCGCUUCAGCGGCUUCAGGCCUAUGGACCGAAACAUCCUUCCUGUGAAUACGCACAAGCAGACGGCAAGCAAGCUCUUUAACCCUCUGACCGAGUGCCCUAGAAAUACCUGCGCCACUGCGAGUAAAUCUACCACCGAGCCCACAUCAUCGCCAUCGGCCACCUCAUGCUCUUCAUCCUCCUCCUGUUUCCACAGUUCCAUUAAAAAACAAGAACACCACAUACGGAAUGACGUCGAAAACAGAUGUGUUUUCACUGCUCUUCCGCAUGUGGCCGACCUCACGACUUACAUGAUCCAGGACGUCAUUAGCUUUUCCAAAAGUCUCCAAGACUUCCGGUCUCUUGCCAUGGGAGACCAAAUAUCUCUGCUGAAGGGAGCCACGUUUGAAAUAAUGCAGAUCCGCUUUAACAUGGUGUUCAACUCAAAAACAAGUACAUGGGAAUGUGGCCAUAUUACAUACUGCAUAGAUGACGCUGUACGAGCGGGAUUUCAGGCACUCCUGCUGGAGCCUCUGUUCAGAUUUCACCACACCCUGCGCACACUGGGCCUACAGGAGGAAGAAUACGUUCUCAUGCAAGCCAUGUCUCUGUUUUCUCCAGACCGUCCAGGCGUGCAGCAGCACAGCUUGAUUGACAAAGUUCAUGAAAACUUGGCGCUGACGCUAAAAACCUGGAUUGACUGCAAGAGAACAGGUCCAGAGAAACACCUGCUGUAUCCCAAAGUGAUAGCCUGCUUUACAGAGAUGAGAACAAUGACAGAGGAAUACAGCAAACAGAUUCUACAGAUCCAGGACAUCCAGCCUGACACCAUCAGUCCUCUCAUAAUGGAGGUGGUCAGUAAAGGCUCCUAUAAUGACUUAUGA